Grus americana (Whooping crane) is the source of this 456-nucleotide messenger RNA. Its product is annotated as cornifin alpha-like. The transcript has a single exon. Lineage: Eukaryota; Metazoa; Chordata; Aves; Gruiformes; Gruidae. The coding region runs from base 1 to 456 and encodes 151 amino acids. The record is from RefSeq and is a predicted model, not a curated record.
AUGGCUUAUUAUGGGUACCAAUACAAGCAGCAGUGCUACGUUCCAGGUGGGGUGAAGCACGUCACACCGGUCUUCACGCAGUGCCACAACCCCAGUGCGGUGAAGUGCGUGUCAUGCACUCCAUGUGCUUCUAAAGGCGCCAAGCUGUGCACUGUGAGGAAGACCAUGCAAAGCAGCCCCAAGUGCUCCGCACCAUGUUCAUCACGGUGUGUUGAGACACACAUUGUGGAAGGCCACUCUUCCUCCUGUAGGCCCAGGUCUCCUGAUCCAUGCACCAUGGUGUUCCCUCAGCCCCACGUGCAGGGCAGGGAACAUCUCUGCGUGUCACACUGUGGACAGCCAGGCAUUACGGGAUACCCUCAGAUAUGCGCUCCAGCUCACAUGUACCAACACAGCUCUCAUCCUUAUUCCUACCAGUGGUCCAAUAGCUACCACUACAACUGCGGGCAGCAAUAA